AUGUCUCGGAAGAUCAACGACACCUUCGAUGCGUGCUUCUGGGAGGAGUAUCUGGAGAGCCAAGGUUCACGAUUACCUCCAUUACCGGAUGUUCAGCGCAUCACUCCUCGAGUUGUACGUGUGCUUGCGGGUAAUCCUGGCGGGUUCCAAUUGCAGGGUACCAACACAUACCUAGUGGGCAGUGGGCGCGAGAAGAUUCUCAUCGAUACCGGUCAAGGUCUACCGGUAUGGAUCGACCACAUUGCCCAGGUUGUGGCCGAAAAUGAUCUGAAGAUUGUGGCUGCAUUAAUCACCCACUGGCAUGGCGAUCAUACUGGUGGCGUACCUGAUCUUCUGGUUCAUUUUCCGCAUUUGAAAUCUGCUAUCUACAAGAAUCAGCCAGACCGUGGCCAGCAGGACAUUCUUGACGGACAGGUCUUCCAAGUAGAGGGAGCCACGAUCCGUGCAUUGCACACGCCUGGUCAUGCUGUCGACCACAUGUGCUUCGUACUGGAAGAAGAACAAGCCAUUUUCACCGGUGAUAACGUUCUAGGUCAUGGCUUUACGGUUGUGGAGGAUCUCGGGGCGUAUACGAACAGUCUCGGUAUUAUGAACGACCAAGGGUGCCAGAUAGGGUAUCCAGCACACGGCGUUGUGAUUACCGAUAUGCCAGCGAAAAUGGCAGAAUAUAGGGACCAGAGAUUACGACGAGAGCGACAGGUUAUUUCCGCAUUACGGGAAAGUCGACAAAAGAAUGCCGGACGAGGCAGUAUUACGGUACAGGAAGUGGUGCAAUCAGUGCAUGGGACCGUUCCCGAGGAUGUCAGUAAGAAGGCAUUGGAGCCAUUCAUGCAGGAGGUACUUUUGAAGUUGGCGGGUGAUCGUAAAGUUGCCUUUGAACUACAGGGAGGAGUAAAGCGGUGGUUUAUUGUUGGUAAUCGAGUUUGA
Aspergillus chevalieri is the source of this 927-nucleotide messenger RNA. RefSeq lists its product as uncharacterized. The coding region runs from base 1 to 927 and encodes 308 amino acids. The transcript is spliced from 2 exons. The record is from RefSeq and is a predicted model, not a curated record. Gene Ontology annotation, biological process: secondary metabolite biosynthetic process. Lineage: Eukaryota; Fungi; Ascomycota; Eurotiomycetes; Eurotiales; Aspergillaceae.